AGUUCCUACAAUAGGGAGAUCUAACAAGCUUAAAUUACUUUAUGCACCUUCAGCCAACCCAGAAAUAACCACCUACAGCAGACCAGAUUAGCAACCCCACCAGGUUGGGGCACCUUCAGAGUAAGGCAAAUCACAACCCCAUUUGCCAGUGAGGAGGGGAGGGGUUGAGGAGUGGGGACCCUCCAGGACUUCACUAGCACCAUCUGCUUCCUGGACCUGCCCUGCACUGACCCCCAUCUUCACCCACUAGCCACUCAAGAGGAAGAUCAGUAGCAGCAAGAACAGAGAUCUCGAACCCCUUCUCCAGGAACCCAAAGAGGACAGCUUACUUUGGCUGGGGGGAGAAAUGAACCUGAUUACCUGAUUGGAUUCGUGAUAGGGGGAUAUGGACCCGCAGAAUAAACCAACGAUUAGCCAGAAGGAGGGGUCCCCGUGUGCCUCUGAUUAUCUGAGAUCAGCUGAAAUGACUGAGGUGAUGAUGAACACCCCAACUAUGGAUGAAAUUGGGCUGAAUAACCAAAAGGAUAGCAUCUCUUAUCAGAUCUUUCCAGAUCCCUCUGACUAUGAGUGCAUCUGCAAACUGAAGGACCGCCUGCCUUCCAUUGUGGUGGAGCCUACAGAGGGAGAAGUGGAAAGUGGAGAGCUCAGAUGGCCCCCAGAGGAGUUUGUGGUCCAUGAAGAUGGGAAAGAAAAGAAAGAAGAAAAAGAGAAAGAGAACAAGGAGCAGUAAAUCUAUUGAGGGGGCACCCAAAGGGGGCAAAAAAAAAUACAUGUAAACUGUAUUUUUUUUCCCAUCAUGGUGGAAAAUGAGUGAGCCACAGUAGUUCUGAAAAUGUCUAAUGACAGCUUCAAUUUUGCACCUGCGAGAUCACUGGGUUGGUUUUCUUUUUUUUUUAUAUGUAUUUUUUUUUCCGAAAGCAAUAUGUCCAGCAGCUGAGUCCUCAAUGCAAAGAUCAGCAAGGCCUUCUGAGAAAGGAAGUCCCUUAACUGGGGUUGGGGAAGUGUCUGCUGCUUUGAGAUCACUAUCUGAACUCUGCAUAGUCUAGAGAAGUUGUGAUAUUCCAGGGGGGGGUUCGGUAAAAGGCAGAGCAAGUAAGGAACAUUUUGAGGCAAAAAAACAAUCUACAAAAAUAAGAGAAAAUAAAGGUUUGAAGAAAACAACUCAGCAAAGAACUAUAGCCAGAAAGCAUUCAGAGGAGACUAGUGCUGGCUCAAAAGUACAUCAGUAGAUAGAGUCAUCAUCUCUCCCAUUUUUCUCUUUCCCCCCAUUUGUUCUGUUCAGAGUGUGUUUGAGUGGGUUAACAAGGGAGGAGGGGAAAGAGACCACACUGGGAGCUCUCUAUUGUCAAAACAGGCAAAGGGUUGUGAAGCAGGCAUGUGGGAAAGUCCCUUGAUCACCUCCCUCCUCCCCUCCUUUUUUUCCUCCCCCCGCUCUCCCUCUUCCUCUGCAAAAGAAUUUCCCCCAUGUUUAUCUGCUUUUUGUUGUUGUUGUUUUGUGGGUGGGCAGGGCAAGACUUUCUAGGCUCCAUUUCCCAAAAUAUUCAUCCAGUUUUUGUUCUUGGAGCCCUAGUAUCCCAUGUUCCCUUGUAGGGAAUGGGGAAGAUAGGAACGCCCUAGGAUAAUUCCGUCGCCCUUCUUAGGGUGAAAGGCACAUGUCAGUGGACUUCUCUCCUCUCUUCAUUCCCAUAGCCUGAGCAGGAAGUUGGGGAAUGGUUAGGUUCUCUUUCUUUGAUUCACUCUUUCUUCCAAAGACCCUGUACCAAUCUCUGAGCUGAAUAUUCUGCUCUCCCCUCCACCAGUCUGAUUUAGCUAGGUCGCUUCCUAUUGGCUUUCAGCCUCCCUUUCACCUUGAAUCUUCUCUCUCCUUUUUAUGAAAAUCAGAGGAGCGAGUGGAAGAGAAACUUGUAUCCCCUGGUAUUGUUUUUGGGUGGGAACUAAGACUUCCUUCUGGUCAGGAAGGUCACUGGAGCCUGGGAAGUGGUAGGAUUAAGGGUUGGGGAGUGGUAGGGACAGGAGGAGGAGAAGCGAGAAGGGUAGCACGUGGUGGCUCGAGUGCCAGCAGUAUUGUGACCAAGUUGGAAAUUAGAGGGUGUCAUGAGAUACCUUGCAGCUUUCCAAGUUCUGGAGAGGUAGGUAUUGUCUGUGUGUGGCAGGGAGGGAGGAGGCUUAUCCUGGGUUGCUUUGAGGAGGCUCCAGGAAGGAAAGGAUAUUGUACUCAGACCUGACUUCUCCCCAACAUCCCCCUAAUUCUGCCCCCCUCCUCCUCCUUCCUCUCAUCCUUCUUGGCCCUUUGACUGGAAGGGCUGCUUACACAGGAACACUGGGAGCUCACUCACUUACGAGCCAGCUACAGUGAAGCUCCUCCAGUUUGGAAUCCAGGAUCUAAAGAACAAAUUAUAGAAAUAUCUCUAUCUUGUUGCCAGAACCUGUGUGACUUCCACUGAGGCAGAGAGAGGCAACAUAGUGAGGAAUCAGACUUGGAAGCAUUCCUUGGGUAUAACAAGGGAACCCAAGGUACUGGACCAUGGCCUCCCUACUUCUAGUCAGUCCCAUUUCAGCUCCUAGUCUUGGACUGUGUGUAAUAUAUUUGUAUUUAAUACCUCAUGGGUAGUAUGGUGUUGGGGAAGGCUGGGGAAGGGUGUUGCUUUUAUAUAUUAGCAGGACCAGGUUUGAGAGGGGUAUCCCUCUCCUCUCCAUCCCCUCCCCCCAAUCUCAUCCACUUGUAUUAUAAACAUUGAUGGCAAUAAUUUUUAGCUCCAUACUGUGGCAGCAGACCAGCAGGUGGGGGGAGAUGACCCACUCCCUACAGUUUCUGCUGGUGACCCAUGAUAGGUCUGCCUCUCUGUUUCUCUCUCUGUCUAUCUGUCUGUCUGUCUGUCUCUCUUUCUCCCCCCUUUCUCUUUUUUCUCCUCUCUCUUUCUUUCUCUCCCUCGCUCUCUUUCCUCUUUCUUUCUCUUCCCCCCCUCCCCUCCCCACCUCCCCUCUCUCUCUCUCUCUCUCUCAUAUUGUGGUUUAGUGGCAAAGAGCCAGUCAUCUCUGUCGUGUAACCCUCACUGUAGUUUUGAUCAUCAUUUAACUCCUGUGGAGGAGAGAUUUGGGGACUCACCUAAUGACUCCUUGUAUUUUCAGAUCCCUCAGUAGGGUGGUGGGUACCCAGUCCCCCAUCUGCUACCUGUUAUCUGUCCCAGUCUUGCUGUGUGAUGAAAUGUGCUUUUGUACACUGCAUAACAAACCAUAACAAGCCUACUAUGUGUGUGUGUGUAUGUGUGUAUGUAUGUUUAUGGCUGGUGGGUUAUUAUCUUACUGGUCUCCAGACCACUCUCUACCACCAUUUAGAAUUCUGAGCAGGUGAGGGGCCAACAGCCAGCAUAGGCCAGGAUCUUCAGAAGGGUGGGCCCUCUUGGGUGGAUCCCAUCUACCCUUCCUUGGAAGAGACUAUGCUCUUUAUCUGGCCUCUGUGUUGUUGUGGGGUUUUGUUUUUUAUGUUGAUGUUGAUGUUGUUGUUCUCCCCCACCCCCUUUUGGGAAUAAUUUGUGUGUAUUUCUAACUGAAUGUAUCCCCCCCCCAAAAAAAAUCCUUCAGUAAAAAAAAAGCCUGUUGCUUGAUGAAUUUUCUGUAACUUCUGUCUGUUCUUUUUUGAGGCUCAGGGAGAAACUAGCAUUUUUUUUUCCAAAACUACUUUUUUGUCACUGUGACAGUUGUAAAUAAAGUUUGAAAAUGCUUUCCA
Monodelphis domestica (gray short-tailed opossum) is the source of this 3727-nucleotide messenger RNA. It is a transcript of the gene LBH, whose product is annotated as LBH regulator of Wnt signaling pathway. Gene Ontology annotation, biological process: positive regulation of DNA-templated transcription. NCBI's taxonomy places the organism in Eukaryota, Metazoa, Chordata, Mammalia, Didelphimorphia, Didelphidae. The record is from RefSeq and is a predicted model, not a curated record. Gene Ontology annotation, cellular component: nucleus.